This is a messenger RNA of Cladophialophora carrionii CBS 160.54, 1173 nucleotides long. RefSeq lists its product as uncharacterized. Lineage: Eukaryota; Fungi; Ascomycota; Eurotiomycetes; Chaetothyriales; Herpotrichiellaceae. Bases 1 to 1173 code for a protein of 390 amino acids. The record is from RefSeq and is a predicted model, not a curated record. The transcript has a single exon.
AUGACGGUCGCAACCACUGUUCAAGGCCACUGCGACGACAAAUUCUCGCGAGUCAAGGAUUUACUGCAAAAGUACGUCGACUCAGGAGAUGAGCUCGGCGCAUCCAUUACCGUCAACGUGGACGGAAAAGACGUCGUCGACAUAUGGGGCGGAUACGCCGACCAGGACCGCACUCGCCCCUGGGCAAAAGACACCAUCACAAACACCUUUUCGACCACCAAGACCGUGGUUGCACUCGCUAUCCUGCUGCUCGUCGACAGGGGUGUUCUCAGCGUGAACGACAAGGUCGGCCAGUACUGGCAAGAGUUCGCUGCCAAUGGGAAGCAAGACAUCGAGGUCCGCCACAUCUUGUCGCACACGUCGGGCCUGCCGGGCUUCGACACCCCCAUUACAGUCCCGGAUAUCUGCGAUGCGCCCAGAAUGGCGGCUCUCCUCGCGGAGCAGGCGCCCUGGUGGGAACCCGGCACCGCAUCGGGUUACCACUCUUUCACGCAGGGGUACAUGCUGGGCGAACUCGUCCGUCGCGUCACAGGCAAAUCGCUCAAGCAGUUCAUUACAGAGGAGAUCGCGGCGCCACUCAACGCGGAUUUUCAAUUGGGAUGUCCUGAGCAAGACGAGACGCGAAGGUCCGAUGUGAUUCCCCCGCCUCCGAGGGGUGCCUCUCCUCCUGGCCUCGAUCCCGCGUCCAUCAGGAUGCGCGUCAUGACGAAUCCGGGCAUGAAGGCUGAUUUUGCGAACUCCGAGGCCUUUCGACGGGCGGAGAUCGGGGCCGGUAACGGACACAGCAACGCACGGGGCGUGGCGCGUGUCUUGUCGGUUCUUUCGCGAAAUGGUCAAGUCGGGGACGAAAGCAAGAACGAGAGAUUCAUAUCACCCGAGACCAUCGGGCUGAUCUUCCAGGAACAGUACAAGGGGUUGGAUCACGUCCUUGACACGGACGGGAGGCCGAUUCGGUGGGGGAUGGGAUUUGGACUGACGGGACCGGGCACGUGGAUUGAUUUCUUGCCGGAAGGGAGGGUAUGUACUUGGGGAGGAUAUGGUGGGAGCAUGGCGGUGGUGGAUCUAGAUCGGAAGCUGACGAUCGGGUAUGUGAUGAACAGGAUGGAGGACGUGGGGUUGGGGAGUCGCAAGGCGAGGGAUUAUAUCGCCGCGGUAUAUGAGGCGCUGAGUUAG